AUGGCGCAAGAUUCUUUAAUUUCUUUGAAUGGUGGAAAUACUGGAGCUAGGAAUAUAGGAACUGAAAAUGGAGGUAAUAGUAGAUAUGUAAGAAGAGCUUUAAUUGCUAAAAAUAGAGAAGGAUUCAUUACUGAAAUCUUGAAAAUACCUGAUGAGAGAGAGAACAAUUUCCAGAAAUGUAAACGUGCUGAUUACAUGGUUAUGAGUUGGAUCUUGAAUUCUAUGAGUCCUAAAUUGGCUGAUGAAUUUGGAUUCAUAGAGAAUUCAGCAGAUUUAUCGAGUGAAUUACAAGAACGUUUUGGUCAAUCUAAUGGACCUCUUGUAUAUCAAUUGAAGAAAGAAAUUAGUGCAUUAAAACAAGAAAACCUGUCAAUUGUUGCUUAUUAUGAAAAGAAAUUACAAGAUUUGGAGGCUGAAGAUAAGUUAAUGCAGUUCUUACUUAGGCUAAAUAGUGGUUUUAAUACCACUAUAUCUAGCCUUUUAUCAAUGGAUCCUAUGCCUACCAUUAACUGUGCUUUUUCAAUUGUGCAAUAA
Molecule: messenger RNA, 534 nt
Organism: Beta vulgaris subsp. vulgaris (sugar beet)
Lineage: Eukaryota; Viridiplantae; Streptophyta; Magnoliopsida; Caryophyllales; Amaranthaceae
Exons: 3
Coding region: 1-534 (177 amino acids)
Source: RefSeq, a predicted model, not a curated record